Messenger RNA from Tarenaya hassleriana, 1282 nucleotides. RefSeq lists its product as uncharacterized. Gene Ontology annotation, molecular function: iron ion binding; electron transfer activity. The record is from RefSeq and is a predicted model, not a curated record. The coding region runs from base 70 to 1092 and encodes 340 amino acids. Lineage: Eukaryota; Viridiplantae; Streptophyta; Magnoliopsida; Brassicales; Cleomaceae. The transcript is spliced from 9 exons.
UCUCCGACAAUUAUAUUCGGAGAGAUUUUUCUCUCCCACUCUCUCUCCAUUGGAUCAUUCGUCUCGUCGAUGGCGCAGUUACUCUCUCCUGUUUGUACGGACCUUUUGAAGCUUCAAAACCCGGUUCUGAGCUCGAGAUCGAGUCCAUGGAGGUUUCCCGCCAAGACCCACGGUGGUUCUUCCUGGUGCUUCUCUUCUUUCCCCGGUAGGAGACGCUCCGGCAUCAGGCUGAGAGUUGCGACGGAGGAUCCUGCUUCUCUUUUCACCGACGAUGUCGCCGAUGAUUACUACGCCGUCCUCGGACUGCUUCCAGAUGCAACACAAGAAGAGAUCAAGAAAGCUUACUAUAAUUGUAUGAAAGCUUGCCAUCCCGACUUGAGCGGCGAUAACCCAGAAACCACUAACUUCUGCAUGUUCAUUAACGAAGUCUAUGCGGUGCUAAGCGAUCCUGUACAGCGGAUGGUGUACGAUGAAAUUCAUGGGUAUGCAGCUACUGCAACCAAUCCCUUUCUUGAUGAUUCUGGCGAAAGGGAUCAGAUUUUUGUUGAUGAAUUUGCUUGUAUAGGUUGCAAAAAUUGUGCCAAUGUGGCUCCAGAUAUAUUCCAAAUUGAGGAAGAUUUUGGAAGAGCACGAGCCUACAGCCAAUGUGGAAACCGGGAUCUAGCUCAGCAAGCAGUUGAAACAUGCCCGGUCGAUUGUAUCCAUUGGACAUCAGCGGCGCAGUUGUCCUUGCUUGAAGACGAGAUGCGAAGGGUAGAAAGAGUGAAUGUUGCUUUGAUGCUCUCUGGAAUGGGUUCUGGAGCAGUCGACGUAUUCAGAAUGGCGAGUUCUCGGUGGGAAAAAAGACAAGCUAAAGUUUUGGGACAAGCUAGAAGUAGGAUGACGAAGCGGAAAGGCACGGAAGAAACGCCUUCCUACUGGGAUAACCUCUGGGGAAAACCCAAAGACUACAAGAAAUCGGAGGAAGAAGUGCAAGAACGAGCAAAGCGAGCCGCUGCUGCUGCUCGGAGAUGGAGGGAGUACUCACGAAGAGGUGUCGAUAAGCCACCAACCUUCAAACUUCCCGAGGCUUCAUCCGAAACCGAAAACUGAAAGUCAUUUACGCAAUUCAUAUUCAUAUUGCUACAGGUACGUUCUAUUAGUAUAGUCUGCACAUUUACGUGCGCAUCAUUUAGAACCUGUAUAGUACUCAGAUCGACUCAAGAUGUAUAAACAAAGGUAUUGUAUAUAAAACCGGAACCUAGCUAUACUGUAAAUGUAAAUUACAGAUCUUGGAUCGUAA